UGCCACUUGCCAGGCGAUUGAGAGCUAAAGUUGCUUGUUGCUAGGCAACUUGUAGGUUCUGUCUAUGGAAAACCUAGAAGCUUGCUAUUCGAACUGUUCGAACAGUAUAUGUAUCUUUGAGCUCUUUUGACUGAUGCAGCAUAUGGGGAUGAUCUGCAAAUAAACAUACAGAACAGAGUGCGUCUGUCCCCAGGAGUGCGGCGCCAUGCUGGCCGGCCGCCUUCUGCGCGUAUGGCGACUGGCGGACACAGCGGCCACCGGCCUGCUGCGGGGCCUGCGGCCGAGCCCGGUCGGACGGCCCGCGCAGCCGCGCCUGGCGGCUCCGGCCGCGAUCCGCCGCGCUAGCAGUUUUCAGCACCGGACCCAUACGUGCGGCCAGCUGCGUGCCAAGGACGCCGGCAGGAGCGUCAGCCUCUGCGGCUGGCUCCAGUUCAAACGGAUGGGAAAGUUCAUCACCCUGAGGGACGGCUACGGCGUCACUCAGCUGAUCCUGCCGGACGAGGACCGUCGUCUGUCGGAGCUGGUCGACAGCCUGCCCCUGGAGUCGGUGCUUCAGGUGACCGGCGCCGUUCGUCUCCGUCCGGACGGCCAGCAGAACCAGGACAUGAAGACGGGCGACAUCGAGGUCGUGGCGCACGACAUCACCGUGCUCAACAAGCCGGAGCGCGAGCUACCCUUCAACAUCCGCUCGUUCAACAAGGCGAAGGAAGCGCUUCGCCUACAGUACCGGUACCUGGACCUGCGGCACACCGAGCUGCAGGAGAACCUGCGACGGCGCUCCGAGAUGGUCGCCGAGAUCCGCGAGUACCUGGUCAGAGACCACGACUUCGUGGACAUCGAGACGCCGACGCUGUUUCGCAGGACGCCCGGGGGAGCUCAGGAGUUUGUGGUGCCGACCCGGUCGCCGGGGCAGUUCUACAGUCUGGUCCAGUCGCCGCAGCAGUUCAAACAGCUGCUCGUCAUCGGCGGACUGGACCGCUACUUCCAGAUCGCGCGCUGCUACCGGGACGAGGGCGCGCGGCCCGACCGGCAACCAGAGUUCACUCAGGUGGACCUGGAGCUGGGCUUCACCAGCCAGCAGGAGGUGCAGGCGCUGGUGGAGGGCAUGCUGCACCGCUGCUGGCCCCAGGAGCUGGUGACGCCCUUCCCGCGCAUCACCUUCAGCCAGGCCAUGACGCAGUACGGCACCGACAAGCCCGACGUCCGCUUCAAGUGGAGGCUGGUGACAGUGACCAGGGCGCUGCGCUCCUGCGGCCUGGACGUGCUGGAGAAGCAGCUGAACGGACCCGAGGGUGCCGCCGUCGCCCUGGUGGUGCCUGACGGAGCACGCCACCACAGCCGGGCGGUGCAGGCGCAGCACGCCCGGAUGGCCGAGCAGGCCGGUCUGGCGGGCGUGUCGGCGCUGCCGGCGGACGGUGCCGGUCGGCUGGGCGGCCGGCUGGCGGGCCCGCUGGGCGCGGAGACGUGCAGUCGGCUGGCGGCGGCGGCCGGCGCCGGUCCGGGCGACCUGCUGCUGCUGGCCGCCGGCCCGGAGGGCGCCGCGCGCACGCUGCUCGGCCGGCUGCGCACCCAUAUGGCCGACACCCUGGAGGAGGCCGGCGUGACGGUGCGCCGCGCCGGCCCGCACUUCCUCUGGGUGGUCGACUUCCCGCUGUUUGUGCGCGAGGAGGGCCGGCUGGUGUCGGCGCACCACCCGUUCACCCGGCCGCACGCCGAGGACGAGCACGCGGUCUACUCGGACCCCGAACAGGCGCGCAGCCAGCACUUUGACCUGGUGCUGAACGGCUGGGAGGUGGGCGGCGGCUCGAUGCGCAUCCACGAGCCGGCGCUGCAGCGCCACGUGCUGCAGACGGUGCUGGGCGAGGACACGGCGCCGCUGCAGCACCUGCUGGACGCCCUGGCCAGCGGCGCGCCGCCCCACGGCGGCAUCGCACUCGGCCUGGACCGCCUGGUGGCGCUGGCUGCGGGCGCGCCGUCCAUUCGCGACGUUAUUGCGUUCCCAAAGUCCUCGGAUGGGCGCGACUUGAUGGCCGGCGCUCCCAGCGACAUCUCCCGAGAAGAGUACGAACUAUAUCACCUGAAGAAACCCAGCUGAAGUCACCUGCCUACGUCCCCGACCGGUCCAUAUAUUUCUCCAGACAAUUCACGCCGACACUGCUCCGUCUGAACGGGUUCUGGAGUCUGGACAGAUUCCCGACUCUUGCGUCUUUCACCUGAUGUCCCAUUCGCCCCUCCCCAGGGAAAAAUAAAGGGGCUGCCUCCGACCGCAU
Messenger RNA from Amphibalanus amphitrite, 2270 nucleotides. RefSeq names its product aspartate--tRNA ligase, mitochondrial-like. The transcript is spliced from 13 exons. Gene Ontology annotation, cellular component: cytoplasm; mitochondrion. Lineage: Eukaryota; Metazoa; Arthropoda; Thecostraca; Balanomorpha; Balanidae. Gene Ontology annotation, biological process: aspartyl-tRNA aminoacylation. The record is from RefSeq and is a predicted model, not a curated record. Bases 206 to 2095 code for a protein of 629 amino acids. Gene Ontology annotation, molecular function: ATP binding; nucleic acid binding; aspartate-tRNA ligase activity.